UUGAAUUAAGGCGAGUGUCUGCAAGGCUGAUGAUUUAUGAACGCAAGUUAUCAGCUGUUUCCCCCUCCUCCUCCACGUCUUGCCAAGAUUUUGAUUUUUUUUGAAUGACGACGACGACGACAUUUUGUUUUUGCUUGACACACAUUUGACGUUGGCAAGGACAUUGUCUUGAGAGAUUUGCUUUUUUCUUGUUGUUGUUGUCGAGUCGCAAGUCUCCUCUCUAUUUGUGACAUUGAAGAAAACGUUCAAACAAAUGGGCAGCAACACUUUAAUUCUCAACCACGAUAUCAUCUCGUCCUCACCGUCUGCCCGUCAGUCUGCACAUGCCGCCAGCAACUCGGGUUCACGACAAUACCAGACGGCUCAACGUCUUCGACAUACCAUUGGAACAAAUAAAGUGUGGGCUUGCGACAGAUGCUACCGUCUCAAAAUCAAAUGUGAUUCUGGACGACCUUCCUGCGCUGCCUGCAAGAAACAUGACCUAGGAACGGCUUGCACGUACGGAGGAGCUGAACGAACCAACAGCUCAAGUCGACGAGGUCGGAGAUAUGACACUGCGGGCUACGUACGCAUGUUGGAGGCUCGUGUGAGAGAGGUGGAAUGUCUUCUUCAGGACAAGCGACAGCAAGGCCCAGAGAGGGUUACUCCUACUCCGUCCGAGGUUCCUACAGAAUCAUAUGCUCGUGCACAUAGCGAGCACUAUUCUGACGCCAGCCAGUACUCGGACGGCAGUGUGUCACCUCCACGAUCAGCUUCCCAGGAUCUGUUUUCAUCAGAAGUGCAACGUGACUUGGUGGAUACCUUUUUCCGAGAACUACUUCCAUUCAUGUAUUGUACACCUUUCCACGAACCCACCUUUCUCUCCAAAUUAUGUUUCGACCGACCCGAUCACUCGUACUUUUUAGUGACAGCUAUAUGUGCCAUUGCAGCACCAUAUUCUCAUAAUCCUGUAGUAAGAAGCUUUGUGUCACAAAAUGGACUACCAAACUAUCGGGCAGGCGAUGCAUACUACCGCAGAGCCCGCUCAAUAGCCAAUGAAAUCAUUAAUGAUCCCUCUUUGGAACUUAUUGUUGGGUUAAUAUGGACGGCCGCCGCGGCGACCGCUAUGGGUAGAGAUGGUGGACUCAAGUCUAGCUUAUUAAAGCAAGCGCUUCAUGCUGCAUUAGAGCUGCGGCUAAACAUAGACCCUGAUGUAGAGGACGUUCAUGGUGUGUUACCUUGGCUAGCAAAGGAAAUCCGGCGAAGAGUGUGGUGGCUGCUGUGUUCCGUUGAUGUCAUCAACUCGCUGCCUAAUGAUGACCGGCCGCCGUCAAUAGAUAACCGCGAUCAUCCCAUCACUGAACGCACGCCAUGCCUUCAAGGAUGGAGACAGACUCCACGUGCUCCCUCUCCUGAAGCCCUUUUUCAGUCAGUAGUGACAGAAAACGGCCUACCCAGGAUGAGCGCGUUUGUCCCCGGCGUUGAUUUCGACGGGGCAGAAAGCACUAUCGGUCUGACCAAAAUAUUUGGGAGAAUAAAGCAACUGCGGGGUUCCGCAUGGGAAAUGGCACAAAAGGCUACUCGACGUAGCUCGCCUGAUUCUGACAGCUACCCUAGUGUUAAUGUCAGGCGGCAGGAACGGAUUGCUGAAUUAGAGAUGGAUUUGCGUGCUUGGUUCGCGGCUUUGCCCUCUUGGGCGCAAAACAUUGACCAGGCCACGGACUUUGCGCCUUCUCCUAUGAGCACGAACCCACCUCCGUGGCAACUACUUGUUCUUCAUCUCUUUUACAACUCUGCCCACAUUGCCCUCCACCUCCCAACCAUGCUCGACGCGGCAGUUCCGCAUUCUCCAUACGCAGGCGAUACCCCCGAACACAUCCUCGUAGCCAAUGCAUAUAACAUUUGCCGCCACUACGCACACCGCUCCAGCCAGCUCCUGCGCCGAGCACAGGAACUAAAUCCUUCGGCUCGGUUUCAUGGACCUUGGUCGGCUCUCUUUGUCUUUUACUCGGCCCUCGUGCUCGUUAUCGCAUCAAAGACAUCAACGGAUAGGCAGCAUCUAGCGGAUGUCAGACGAGAUUUAGAUGCACAUUUACGUCUAUUGCGGCAUUUGGGUGAGAAAUGGUUCUCUGCGAAUCGGACGCUUAGAAUCUUGAUGUCCGUUAUUGCUGAGGGAGAGGAAGCCGACGGGGCUGUACUGGCUUCUUGGAGCGGUAAUUCAUUUGCAGUGUAGAUUUUGAGUUUUUUUUUUUUUUUUUUUGCGUGAGGCCUUUGGAUUUGAACCGACUUUUCUACUUACUCUCUUUACCGGUAGCUUACUUGUACAAAUUUUAUAAGAGACAUUCGAUUUACAGAUUGAAGGCUUACUGAACAUAAUAUGUCACUACGACAGAU
This is a messenger RNA of Spizellomyces punctatus DAOM BR117, 2373 nucleotides long. RefSeq lists its product as uncharacterized. Gene Ontology annotation, biological process: regulation of DNA-templated transcription; DNA-templated transcription. The record is from RefSeq and is a predicted model, not a curated record. The transcript has 5 exons. NCBI's taxonomy places the organism in Eukaryota, Fungi, Chytridiomycota, Chytridiomycetes, Spizellomycetales, Spizellomycetaceae. Gene Ontology annotation, cellular component: nucleus. Gene Ontology annotation, molecular function: zinc ion binding; DNA-binding transcription factor activity, RNA polymerase II-specific; DNA binding. The coding region runs from base 254 to 2212 and encodes 652 amino acids.